GAAGCCAGUUUCCCCUAAAAUGGCGGUCCUGGCGGAGGAUUUUACGCUGGGUGGUCUUGUGCCAGGCACCGGCCUCGAUGGCUUGCUAGGUGUCGAACAAGGACAGAAAGCCGACCUGUUCCUGGUCACCGACCGCGGCAGGACCGUUAUCCUCUACAAGGUUUCAGAUCAGAAACCAUUGGGUUGCUGGUCAGUGAAGCAAGGUCAGACUAUAACAUGUCCAGCUGUGUGCAACUUUCAAACUGGCGAGUAUGUUGUUGUCCAUGAUGAUAAGGUUUUGAGAAUAUGGAAAAAUGAAGAUGUGAAUUUGGAUAAAGUGUUUAAAGCAACACUGUCUGCUGAUGUAUACAGGAUACAUUCAAUACAAAAUACUGAACCACUUGUGUUGUUCAGAGGAGGUGCUGUUCGAAGUCUAGAUGCUUUGCUUGCAGAACCCCAACAAAAAAUUGAAGCUGUAAUUUCAGAUGAAGAAGUUAUUAAAUGGACAAAACUUUUCUUGGACUCUAAUCAGCCUGUUUUAAUAUUUAUUACAGAAAAGCAUGGAAAUUAUUUUGUGUAUGUGCAAGUGUUUAAUCCACAUAAUUUAUGCAAAUAUACCCUUUUAUCUGGAGAAGAAGAACCAGUUACACUGAGUUUUGCUGUAUCUGUGAAUGAAAGAUUAGUUACUUUACUAUGUUUAAGCUGUAAUGGGUGUAUAUAUGAAACCCUGAUACCACUAAAUCAAGAUAAACCUGAGGAGAAGAAUGUUCUGGUCACAUCUCUCCUACUCAAGACUUAUGUAUCUGGCAGUGUUCUAAAGGGUAGUUCAUUUGCCAUCCUUGAUAAGGAUCAUGUAGCAGUCAUGGGAACUUCACUCAACACUCCUAAAGAAAGCAUCUCUAUUUGGAAUAUAAAGUUCCAGACAUUACAGACCUCAAAGGAAUUACCACAGGGAACCAGUGGUCAGCUCUGGUGUUAUGGGGGAAAAUUGUUUAUGCUGCAUGGAAAGUUUUUGACUGUGAUCCCGUUUAAAUGUGAAAUAUCAUCAUUAGCGGCUGCUCUGGGAAAACUCAAGCAUAUUCAGGCUCCAGGUACCCAAACUGUGUCCCACUUUGUAAACUGGGGGACGUUUCAAGGAGAUGGACUGGAAUCACAAGAUUCAAAUAAUGUAGCAUCCCUUAAAGGACAGUCAAAGAGAAGUGUAAGGACAAGAAGAAAUGAGACCAGGUCUCAACUGGAGGAUUCAACAAACAAAGAGUUUUUAUCGGGUAUAAAGGACGCUUCUGAAAAACACCUUGAACAACAGUUGAGUAAGUUUUUGGCUGAUAAACGGACAUCUGACUUUCAAAUUACUGUUGGACACAUAGUAACAGAAGUGGUGGGAAGAUGUAAGGCAGACCCAACAUUUUAUCCUCAGAGCGGUCUGGUACAACUCCUCCAAACUCAAGUACUUUCUUACAGUUUGUGUCCUGACUUGAUGGCAAUUGCCUUGGAAAAGAGAGAUGUACAUUUGUUACAGCUGUGUCUACAGCAGUUCCCUGACAUUCCUGAAUCAGUUACCUGUGCUUGUUUAAAGGUUUUUCUAAGCAUUGGUGAUGACAGCCUUGAAGGGACAAAUGUGAAUAUGGAGUCAGUUGUUGGUUACAUUGACUUUCUCCAAGAUGAGAAAAGGGGAAAAACGGAAAUUGUUCAAAAUGGUUUCAGUCCAGUACUUUUAGAAGAAGAUAAUUUCAAUGACAGGUUAAAUAAACCGGAUGAUGCAAUGAAUACUAUGCUGACAUGUCCUGUAACUCCCCAAAAAGCAGCUUUACUAAAUGCAAUUCUCCAUUCAGCAUAUAGUGAAACGUUUCUUUUGCCCAAUUUGAAAGACCUCACUGUGCAACACGUCAUUCUUUUUCUCCAGUAUUUGCAUUUUCUUUAUGAAAAAUGUAGCGAAAAUGCUAGUAUGACUCUUCCUGGACCCUGUCCUCCAACACUGAGCCAGAUUAUGGAUUGGAUCUGUCUACUGCUAGAUGCUCAUUUUACAGUUGUUGUGAUGAUUCCAGAAGCAAAAGGAAUAUUGGCAAGUCUUUAUAAGUUUGUGAAAGCCCAGGUAUGGGUUUAUUCAGAACUCAACAAAAUUGAAGGAAGUUUACAGCAGCUACAAAAAUUGCACCAGCAAAGAAAUAUGGGAUUAUAUUCCAUUGAAGUACUUGAACUCAUCUGAGAUUAGCAUCCAUCAUGCAGAGACUUUUUAUGAAGACUUUUCUUGAGUGGACAUUCUACUCCCACUCAUCUAGUUAAACAGAGUUUGUGACUUUGUUUUGCUAUCAAGAUACGUUUCAAAGACCAGAGGGAUCAGAACCUAUUGUUUCUCACUUGAGAAAUCUGGGUUUCAUACUGAACUAUUUUAAUUUUAUAGAUGAUUAUUGGGGAGUGGAGAGUAUGUUCUUGAAGUAACUUAAGAGUUUUACUUGGUUGAUUUUAAGUAAACUUUGUGUAUGGAUAAAAAUCUAAUUUCUUACGAAAAAUUUUGAGUAGUACUUCUUAAAAAAGAAUUACCAUUGAAGUAAUAAUUAGAAGAAUCUAUUUUAGUUGAAUUUCCCCCAGUUCAUCAGUUCUCAUGACCAAACAUUAGGAAUCAAAGUUAAAUCAAAGGAUUUAACUAUUUGCUAGUCAUCUUCUAACUCUCAUCUGUAUAAAUACUUGUUGAUUGUUUGACAUAAUCUAAAAAUGUGUGGACAGCAAAAGUCAGAACUAACAAAUCCAACAAGACAAGAAAAAUAUUUUACCUGUUCUUCCCCACAUAGUACAAAGAUGGCAUAGUACAAAUACCCCACACAACACCUUUAAUUUAAAUCUACUCUUUCCUCCAUUGAUUUGUCUAUAAGUUUUUUAAUAUUCCUAUUUCUUCAUAGCCUCUCUAAAGUAACAUCUUGUAGCCAGUAACAGGAAAUAUUUUUUUAUCUCUAGUUAAAAUAAUGACCAAUUAGCAUUUGUUUUGUAUUUUGUUUUUAUGGUAUAAAGAGUAUAAUACCAAGUGUAACACUUGUAAAAUAUUGUCUUCAUAGUUGAUUGAACCAUUAUACUGUUUGGAUAAAUGAAAAGUUUUGUGUGGAGAGAAAUUAUGGAUAUUUUUGCUUCUUGACAAUACACAUUGAAUUAUUUAUUAACUUUAGAAUAAUGAGAACCUGCAGUUCUUUAGAUCAGUGGUAUCCAAACUUUUUGACCUUAUACUUAUUAGUAAAAAAAUUUGUGUAUGCUCCCUCACAUAUGUCCAUUUUUUAUGAAUUUAUAUAUAUAUAUAUGUUCUACUGUACUGAUAGCUUUAUACAUGAGAAAAAUUAAAUGAAAAUAUUCAUUUUUAAAAGAUGAAAUAGAGACAAAAUAAUAUUUGAUCCAAGAGUCAGUAGGGAGCCAGUGGAGCUUUUUGAGUAAGAGAUUGACAUGAUUAGACCUGUACUUUUGGGAAAUUACGUUAGCAGCAGUUUGUGUAGGAUGGAUUCACAAGAGUCAAGGAGACUAAUUAGGAGGCUAUAUAGCAUUAAUCCAAGUGAGAGGUAGUGAGGGCCAGAACUAGGAUGGUGGCUGUGUGAUUAAAAAGAAGGUAGAGAGGGGCAGCUAGGUGGUGCAGUGAAUAGAGCACCAGCCCUGGAGUCAGGAGUACCUGAGUUCAAAUCCGGCCUCAGACACUUAACAUUUACUAGCUGUGUGACCCUGGGCAAGUCACUUAAC
Messenger RNA from Dromiciops gliroides (monito del monte), 3693 nucleotides. It is a transcript of the gene NOL11, whose product is annotated as nucleolar protein 11. Gene Ontology annotation, biological process: maturation of SSU-rRNA. Gene Ontology annotation, cellular component: nucleolus; nucleus. Lineage: Eukaryota; Metazoa; Chordata; Mammalia; Microbiotheria; Microbiotheriidae. The record is from RefSeq and is a predicted model, not a curated record. The transcript has 18 exons. The coding region runs from base 20 to 2185 and encodes 721 amino acids. Gene Ontology annotation, molecular function: protein binding; RNA binding.